Messenger RNA from Sceloporus undulatus (fence lizard), 959 nucleotides. RefSeq names its product THO complex 7 (gene THOC7). NCBI's taxonomy places the organism in Eukaryota, Metazoa, Chordata, Lepidosauria, Squamata, Phrynosomatidae. Bases 117 to 731 code for a protein of 204 amino acids. The transcript is spliced from 8 exons. Gene Ontology annotation, biological process: mRNA export from nucleus; mRNA processing. Gene Ontology annotation, cellular component: THO complex part of transcription export complex. The record is from RefSeq and is a predicted model, not a curated record.
CCGCCGCCGCUGCUGCUGCAUUGUGGGAAGCGGGCGCCUGAGAGUGAGACGCCUCUCUCUCGCUCUCUCACUCGCUCCAGGCUCCUCCGUCCUUCGCCGCCAUCAUCGCCGCCGCCAUGGGCUCCGUCACCGACGAUGAAGUUAUUCGCAAGCGGCUUUUGAUUGAUGGAGAUGGUGCUGGUGAUGACAGACGAAUUAAUUUGUUGGUGAAGAGUUUCAUCAAGUGGUGCAAUUCUGGAUCUCAGGAAGAAGGUUACACUCAAUACCAACGCAUGCUGAGCACUCUGUCACAAUGUGAAUUUUCAAUGGGGAAAACUUUACUUGUUUAUGAUAUGAACAUGAGAGAAAUGGAGAACUAUGAAAAAAUCUACAAAGAUAUAGAAAAUAGCAUAGCUGCAGCACACGAAAAAAUCGCUGAAUGCAAAAAGCAGAUUCUUCAGGCAAAAAGAAUACGGAAGAAUCGCCAGGAAUAUGAUGCUUUGGCUAAAGUGAUACAGCACCAUCCAGAUAGGCAUGAAACCCUGAAGCAGUUAGAGGCUCUAGGAAAAGAGCUACAACAUCUUUCACAUAUCAAAGAAAAUGUUGAAGACAAACUGGAGCUGAGACGAAAACAGUUUCAUGUUCUUCUGAGCACCAUCCAUGAACUUCAGCAAACACUGGAAAAUGAUGAGAAACUUUCAGAAGCAGAAGAAUCUUCAGAUACUCCAAUGGAAGCGGAAAAUAAACAAUAAUGGCCCAGAACUCAGCUCAAAAGUCAGCUUUCUUUUUUUCCUGAAACUGAUGUCAAAUUAGAGGUCUGGUUUUUUUAAAAAAAACUUUUUUUAAAUAAUACUUUUUGUUCUGAAAACAACAUCAUGUUUCCAUUGGAGUAAAUUUGUUUUAAUGUUUGAAAUAAAAUACUAAGUUACCUUUUUUUAUACUGUAAUUAGAAUUGCAGAAUAAAGUAGUUCAGCCUUUGC